AUGACCAACUCGUUUAUGAUACGAGUUCCAGCUACAUCGGCCAAUAUUGGUCCCGGCUUCGAUGUCGUCGGCUUGUCGCUUUCACUCUAUCUCACCCUAACUGUCACCAUUGGGGAGCCCUCUGCCUCACCGGUGAUCACAUAUUCGGGUGAAGGAGCCGACGAAGUCCCGCUAGACCCAUACCGCAACCUCAUGACUCGUGUAGCGCUCUACGUGCUACGCUGCAAUGGCCACAGAUCGUUUCCUCCAGACCUGGUUAGUAUUCACUGUGACAACCAAAUACCCUUUGGACGCGGACUCGGCUCGUCCGGCGCAGCGGUCAUUGCAGGCGUUCUCCUCGGAGACAAUCUCGGGAAACUCAAUCUCUCCCGAGAGCGAAUAUUAGACUACGCGCUCAUGGUCGAGCGCCACCCCGACAAUGUGACAGCCGCGCUUGUUGGUGGAUUUGUGGGAUCAUACCUUAGAGAACUAGACCCACAAGCAACUGAAGCAGCACAAGUACCCCUCGCUGAAGUCCUCCCAGAAUACCCGCCUGAUGCUGGAGAAGACUGGGGUCUUUCUCCGCCUGUUCCACCGUUAGGUAUCGGACAUUACGUGCAAUUCAAGUGGAACAGCAGCAUCAAAGCUCUUGCCAUUAUACCCCGAUUUGAACUCAGUACUGCAAAGGCACGAGCUGUGCUCCCAGAUAGCUACUCGAAGAAAGAUCUGGUUUUUAAUAUGCAGCGGCUAGCUGUCCUCACCACAGCUCUCGGUCAGACGCCACCAGACCCAGAAUUAAUUUUCGAGGCUAUGAAGGAUCGCGUGCAUCAGCCGUAUCGAAAGACUCUCAUACCCGGCUUGCCAGCGGUUACUUCAUUAAUCACGCCAACUUCACAUCCUGGUCUGCUUGGAAUAUGCCUAUCUGGUGCCGGCCCGACCAUUCUUGCGCUUGCAACUCACAAUUUUGAGAGCAUCGCUGAGAAAAUACGGGAAAUAUUCCGACUGGAGCAGAUUGAGGUAGAUUGGAAAAUACUAGAGGUGGCGGGAGGGAGCACCGUGAACUGUUAG
Molecule: messenger RNA, 1047 nt
Organism: Suillus paluster
Lineage: Eukaryota; Fungi; Basidiomycota; Agaricomycetes; Boletales; Suillaceae
Product: ribosomal protein S5 domain 2-type protein
Exons: 3
Coding region: 1-1047 (348 amino acids)
Biological process (GO): L-threonine metabolic process
Molecular function (GO): homoserine kinase activity; ATP binding
Source: RefSeq, a predicted model, not a curated record